Molecule: messenger RNA, 1224 nt
Organism: Trichoderma virens Gv29-8
Lineage: Eukaryota; Fungi; Ascomycota; Sordariomycetes; Hypocreales; Hypocreaceae
Exons: 5
Coding region: 1-1224 (407 amino acids)
Source: RefSeq, a predicted model, not a curated record
AUGCGUCGCGGCCUGACUGGGGAGGGGCAAGACAAUGCAAAGAAGGAGUCUCCAGAGGGCUGCCGAGGCCUGCGAUGGCGAUUUGGGCAGAGGAGCCAGACAGACAGACAGACGGAGCGCGACAAGAUUGCCCACCAGAAGCUCGAGGCACACCCCGAAGCCGUUUCUACUACCAGCAGCGUUCGAACCGUUUUGGGUGAAGAGGCCUCAGGAGAGACUCCAGGCGUACACUCGAGUCUCAAGCAUGAUAUUGAUGCUCUCAAGGAGACAUUUCGCCUAGACACAGUCCCUCGACAAUCUCAUAUCCUCAGUCUAGCAGGCACGCUCCCUUAUCUUGCUACCUCUGUAUCAACCGUUUUCUUGGCCUUGAACCUCAACACCGAUGUUCCCUCUGGCAAUCGAUUCUACAAUAUGAUCUUUUUGGAACACGAAACGGCGCAGUACCUCCUGGACCUCAUCGAGCCGCUGCAGCUCGGUUAUGGCGCCGUCAUAAUCUCAUUCCUCGGUGCCAUUCAUUGGGGCCUCGAAUAUGCAGAGACGAAGCCAGAGUACAACCGCACCCGAUUCCGCUACGGAACCGGCCUCGCCGCCUCCAUCGUCGCCUGGCCCACGCUCCUGAUGCCUCUCGAGUACGCACUCACCACGCAAUUCGGCGCCUUUGUCGCCCUCUACUACGCCGACUCCCGCGCCACGCGAAACGGCUGGGCGCCGCCGUGGUACGCCAAGUACCGCUUCCUCCUCACGGCCAUGGUCGGGCUCGCCAUCUUCAUUUCUCUCGUCGGCCGCGCCGAGAUCUCUCAGCGCACUACGCAUAACAAGCAGAGUUUGCGGGCCAGGAUAUCUCAGCCGGGCAGUGCAGAUACACACACGGAUUGGACAAAGUUGGAGAAAGAGGAGAAAGACAGGAUCAGAAAGGAGAAGGCUAAGAAGGCUAGAGAAGAGGGACAGGCAGAGAAGAAGAAGCUUCAAGAUGAGAAGAAGGGCAAGGGUAAGAAGAAGGAUGAGGAGCAAGACAGCAACGAUGAGGACUCGGCAAAGGAAAAGGGGGACAAAGAGGAUGACUCCCAGAAGAGCCAAAAAGCAAAGUCAAAAGACAGCGACAAGUCUAUAGACGGCAAAUCUAAUGAAAGCCAAGAGGAGACUGAUCAGGACAGUGAAUCAGACAACGAUGGCAACGAUGGCAACGAUGGCAACGAUGGCAACGAUAGCAAGGAGAAAAAAUAG